UUCCACAGGAAAAGAAAAGGAGUUGCUUAGUGAGAUAAGGUUUUUCACUUCCCACAGUCAGUGUUCUGCUGAGAAUGAUCACACCCCUGCAGUUUGAUGUACAUGGACUUGAUUUUUUGAGUUGCUCUCAGAAAUAAAUUUUCCUGUCUUAAGUCUGUGCAGAUAGAAGACAAGAAGAAUGUGGGACAGAAGAAAACUGCUUCUUGCUGCAAUCGUUUUCACAGCUUUCUACUACAAAGUGACAGCAGAGAGCGUAAAACUACUGGACAUGGCCCCAAAUGCUGUAGAUGACAUGUACAGUGGAUGCCGUAAAGAGGCCAUGGAGAAGUUUAUCCAUUCAGGUCUGUUACAACAAGAGCAAAAUGGAAAUAAGGGAUUCCAGAAAGCAUGGAGUGAAAAUACCCAGUGUUCAAAGCUGAUCCCUGGAAAAAUAAAAGAACACACUACUGCACUUUUGGCAUAUGCUAAUGGAGAUGAAGAUUUUCAAAGGACCUUUGGCAAUGCAGUGGAGAAAUUAGGUGUAAAUGUUAGCAUCUAUGAAGACCACUUCCAUUUCAAGUCUCUUCACUUCCUGCUCAUGGAUUCCAUGAUGCUGAUGAAUCCAAAGAAGUGCAAGACUAUGUAUGCUCUCUCAGGAAAAAAAUACACAGCAAAAAAGGGCUCAGAGGUGAGACUGGGAAGGUUCACCGUAGUUUCUUCAAGCUAUAGUGAGCUAAUUGAAAUGGAAGAUAUGGGGGAUCAAGUCGUCCUUAAUAUCACUUCUUGCUUCUUUGUCCACCUGGGAGACAACAUUUGCAGUAAUACGGAUACAGCACUCUUAUCUCCAGCUGAAGUGUUCACUGUGGAGGAAAUAAAAAGAAAAUGGAAUGAUGACGAAUACACUGAGAUUUUUUUGAAACACUUAAGACUAAAAAGCUACCAUAACUGUUACAUUUUUUCACGGGCCCCAGCUGAUGUCUCCACCCUUUGGCUUGUGUUGGUGCUUGCGGCUUUGUUUCUUUUUUUCUUCAACUGUUGAGCAAAAAUAAUUUGCAUCUCAGACUGCUCUGGAAGUUAUUACAACACAAAACUCUGCUUUGUUCGGUACGACUGAGCAAUGAACAGUCUGUUCUGCUGUGAUGUCUGCCAAUCAAGGUGCUGCAAGCUUUUGUAGUUGGCUGCAAAUAUAUAUAUUUUUUAAUUACUUCUACCACAUUUUGUGAAUUAUAAACUGAAAUAUUUUUUGUGAAUUAUAAACUGAAAUAUUUUCUUCUGUUAUCAAUAUUUCUGAGAUAAAGCAAUUUCUUUUUAUAUGCAACAUGCAACAAAGGUCCCUGGCUGGACAGAAACUGAGUACGGGGGAGUAUGUGCAGUUCAUGGUCAGCACCUUAAUCCCAAGGCUUUUUUCUUUUUUUAGGUAGCAAAUGUACAUUUUUAAGUUGAACCAGCUUACAAUGAUUAACAGUGUAGUCACCUGUCGACCUUACUACAAGAUCAUGAGUGUUGAGAUGCUGCUCACAGCAUCCAGUGGUUAUUGUAAAAUACUGUACUUCCAGUGUAUAACUGCUUCUAAAACCACACUAUGUUGAUUUAAUCUCUGUUUUCAUCCAUGCUAAAUAAACAACAUGUAAAAUGUAGGAGAAAAAAGACAGAUUUGGAGUAAAACAGUGUAUCAGUGUACCAUCAUUGGUCCAUACCCUACAAUAACGACACAUGUGUUUUCUAUCAUUACACAUAAUUGAAAUAAAAUAGUUGAUCAUACACAGAA
Molecule: messenger RNA, 1747 nt
Organism: Siniperca chuatsi (mandarin fish)
Lineage: Eukaryota; Metazoa; Chordata; Actinopteri; Centrarchiformes; Sinipercidae
Product: ecto-ADP-ribosyltransferase 5
Exons: 4
Coding region: 179-1018 (279 amino acids)
Molecular function (GO): NAD+ poly-ADP-ribosyltransferase activity; NAD+-protein-arginine ADP-ribosyltransferase activity
Source: RefSeq, a predicted model, not a curated record